Molecule: messenger RNA, 3406 nt
Organism: Vombatus ursinus (common wombat)
Lineage: Eukaryota; Metazoa; Chordata; Mammalia; Diprotodontia; Vombatidae
Product: zinc finger protein 420-like
Exons: 4
Coding region: 118-2733 (871 amino acids)
Biological process (GO): regulation of transcription by RNA polymerase II
Cellular component (GO): nucleus
Molecular function (GO): DNA-binding transcription factor activity, RNA polymerase II-specific; RNA polymerase II transcription regulatory region sequence-specific DNA binding
Source: RefSeq, a predicted model, not a curated record
CUGGAUUGUCUUUUGGAAAUUACAAAGUUCUUUUGAUUACCCAAAGCUUCUACCUAAAACAAAAAUCCAGUUUUUUAAACACCAGUGAUCUUCUGUGAUGCUACAUGGCUCCAAGUCAUGGAAGUCUGUAGUUUCCAAAGAACUGAAGUUGAAGAUCACCCCCAAAAGCCAGUGGAGAGUUACAUGGUCCCAGUGAAGUUUGAUGAUGUGGCCAUAUAUUUCUCAGAGCAAGAGUGGGAUAUCCUGGAUGAUUGGCAGAAAGACCUUUACAAGCAUGUGAUGAGGGCCAAUUACUCAACCCUGGUUUCCUUGGACUAUACCAUUCCCAAGCCAGAUUUGAUAUUCCGGAUUGAACUAGGAGAAGUAUUAUUUGUCGGGAAUUGGGGAGAUUUGGAACAAGCAGAAAUAGGAGUCAGCCUGAAUGCUUAUGAGCAUUUCAAUUUGAAGGUCACUGAGAAGAAACUGUUUAGGGGGAACCAUGGAACUGCAAGAACAAAAAAGGAGGAAGGUGAUUUAGAUAGUCUUCAAAAGCAGGGCUCACAGGAAAGGAAAGAGAUUUCCUCCAAAUCUUAUCAAAAAGCCGCAGUGGAAUAUCUGCGCAUCCAAGGCACGCAGACUCCAAUUCCAAAAUUAGAGGACUCCACUCAGAGUGGCAGAUAUGAGAGCCACAAAACUUUCAGUGUACCCAAUCACCAGGAAUCUUCCUUAGGGCCAAAAAUUUGCUCUUACUCUGUCUUUGGGAAAAAUUUCCAGGUAAAAGGGCAUCUAGCGAAACAUCAUGGCAACCAUACGAAGAACAAUCCAUGCACGUGCUCCAAAUGCAAGGAAAAAGUUAGAAAGCAGUCUGGCUUACAUUUGCAUUAUGGGAAGAAGUGUUUCCAGUCUAGUGAAUGUGAGAACUUUAGUUACAGUGUGAACCGGCGUUAUCGCCAGUUCAUACCUGUAGGGAAAAAACUAUUCCAGUGUUCUGAAUGUGAUAGAAGCUUUCGAUGGGAGGCUGGUUUGAAAUCCCACCAGAGCCUGCACAGUGGAAAUGGACAGUUUUCCUGCAAUACAUGUGGUAAGGUUUUCAUUCGCAAAGCUCGGUUUAUCACCCAUAUCAAAUUACACACAAGUGAGAAUCCUUUCCAUUGCCCAGUGUGUGGCAAGAGAUUUUUUAAGAGAAAGUACCUCCUCAGACACCAGCAGCUACAUUCAGGAAAAAGGCCCUUCCAGUGCCCUGAGUGUGGUAAGACCUUCUGUCGAAAAUCCUACAUGAAGGCCCACCAGCGCUUACACAGCACAGAGAGGCCAUUUGCCUGCACACAGUGUGAAAAGGACUUCACUCACCAGUAUAAACUCACUGAACAUAUGAGGGUACAUAGUGGAGAAAAGCCUUUCCAGUGCCCUGAGUGUGAUAAGAGCUUCAGUCGAAAGUCCCACAUGAAGGCCCAUCGACGUUUACACAGUAGGGACUGGCCUUUUUCCUGUAGAGAGUGUGGCAAAGGCUUCACCCAGCGGUAUAGACUUACCAGACAUAUGAGGGUGCACAGUGGAGAAAAGCCCUUCCAGUGCGCUGAAUGUGGCAAGAGCUUCCGACAGAAGGCAAGUCUUCUUCAUCACCAGCUUAUGCAUAUGGGAGACAUAGCCUUUCUCUUCAAGUGCCCAGAGUGUAAUAAGAGCUUCCACCAGAAGAAAAGUCUGCUCAACCAUCAACUCAUGCACACAGGUGAGAGACCCUUUCAGUGCCCCAAGUGUGAUAAGAGAUUCCGCCUCAAGGGCAACAUGAAGGCCCACCAGCGCCUACACAGUGGGAUCAGACCAUUUUCCUGCGGAGUGUGUGGCAAGGGCUUCACUCAUAAGUCUAAGCUGACUAGCCACACCAAGGUACAUACCGAGGAGAAGCCCUUUCAGUGCCCUCAGUGUAAUAAGAGCUUCUGCCACAAGAGGAGCCUAAUUAAUCACCAGUUGGUACAUACAGGGGAGAGACCCUACCACUGCCCUGAAUGUAACAAAAGCUUCUCUUCUAAGGCCUAUGUGAAGGCCCACCAGCGAAUACAUAAAGGAGAGAAGCCAUUUUCCUGUAGUGAGUGUGGCAAGAACUUCACCAAUCAGUUUAGGCUCACAGAGCACAUCCGAGUGCACACUGGGGAGAAGCCCUUCCAGUGCCCUGAGUGUGACAAGAGCUUCCGUCAGAAGAGAAGCCUCAUCAACCAUCAGCUUGUUCAUACAGGUGAGAGACCCUUCCAGUGCCCUGAGUGUAACAAGAGUUUCCGGUGGAAGGCUGGAAUGAAGGCCCAUCAACGUCUGCACAGGGGUGAGAGGCCAUUUCAGUGCCCUGACUGUGACAAGAGUUUCUCUUUGAAGGCCUAUCUGAAGGCCCACCAGCGAAUACAUAAGAGGGAGAAGCCAUUUUCCUGUAGUGAGUGUGGUAAGAACUUUGCCGAUCAGUUUAGGCUCACAGAGCACAUCCGAGUGCACACUGGGGAGAAGCCCUUCCAGUGCCCUGAGUGUGACAAGAGCUUCCGUCAGAAGAGAAGCCUGACAAACCACCAGCUUGUACACACAAGUGAAAAACCCUUCCAGUGUCCUGAGUGUAACAAGAGUUUCCGGUGGAAGGCUGGAAUGAAGGCCCAUCAACGUCUACACAAGGGGGAAAGAGUGUUUUCCUGCAGUGAAUGUGACAAGUGUUUUUCUAAGCAAUCUAAACUUGAUGAACAUAUCCGAGUUCACAGUGGAGAUGAGCCCUCCUAGUGUUCUGAAUGUGACAAGCUUCCAUCAAAAAAAAAAAAGCCUCAAUAACCACCAGGCCCACUAGUGCCUAGGUAAUGGUGAGACACUUCUCCUGCAAGCAAGGGAGGCAAAGGCUUCUCCCAGCAGUCUAAGUGCAUCCCUUGCAUGGGUUUACCCACUAGGGUCAUGCCCUAGAGUUUCUCAAGUGAACUAGACACUGAGCUCAACAGCACUUUGGACCAACAAUAGGGUCACUGGAACUGAGACAGAAUUGGCAACAUCAAGGAUGUCCUUGAGCUUCCAGAGCAUAAAAUGUUCUCUCUCUGUCCUCAAAUUUCCUAAAGCACUUUGUCAAAUCUCUCCACUGCCUCUACUACACUCUCUUUUGUGUAUCAUACUUAUCUCUGUGCAUGGGAUCCCAACCCUCCCCUCUAAUUGCGUGCCCCCCCCCAAAUGUAAGCAACUUGAGGGUAAGGACUGUUAUUUUUUACCUUUGUAUCCCUAGCAGCUAACACAGCACCUUGCACACAGUAGGCACUUAAUAAGUGUUUUAAUUGAAUAUGGCAGAACUUUUGGCUGCCUGAUGAGCCAUGGCAGCUGACAGACAAGCCUGGGAGGUAGAAGUCCAGAACUGAGGACUUUUGUUAUGCAAAGAUGAUGGGCCACCUAGUAAACUUUGAAACUUCAUAUUGCA